Messenger RNA from Salvia miltiorrhiza (redroot sage), 3430 nucleotides. Its product is annotated as protein STICHEL-like 2. Gene Ontology annotation, cellular component: DNA replication factor C complex; DNA polymerase III complex; nucleus. The coding region runs from base 387 to 3137 and encodes 916 amino acids. The transcript has 8 exons. NCBI's taxonomy places the organism in Eukaryota, Viridiplantae, Streptophyta, Magnoliopsida, Lamiales, Lamiaceae. Gene Ontology annotation, biological process: DNA repair; DNA-templated DNA replication. The record is from RefSeq and is a predicted model, not a curated record. Gene Ontology annotation, molecular function: DNA-directed DNA polymerase activity; ATP binding; DNA binding.
UUUUUGUCCUUUUUUGCCUUGUUUUUAACAAUGUAUAAAGUUUUAUAUAGUGUAAGCAUGUUGGUAAAUGUUGGUAUUCCAUUUGUUUAUGUUUUGUCUCUUCAAAUUUCAAGACUGUUUAUUAUUUAAAUCUUACUGCAGUCUAGCUGUGUAGGUGGGAUUUUCAUUUGCAUAGAUUUUUACAAGUUUUAUAUUCACAUUUAUUUUAGGCCUUUUUUUCUCUUUGUUUGUGAUGGCAAUUAUCUUUUCUGCGCUUGUGUUUUUCAGGUAGAAAUGGUGACCAAUGUGGUUUUCAAACUUUUGAUUUGUUAGGUUGAGAAUUGCAAUUGUCUUCACUAGGAGAUGUUACUGAGUCUGCUGUAGUGUUCAUUGUUUUAGUCUUGGGGAUGGAGGGGAGGCGGCAUUCUGUCGAUAUUCCUUUAUCCAGAACGUUGAUAGCGCUUAGGAGAGUGAGGUCUCUUCGUGAUCCAUCUACCAACUCCAUGAGCAAGUUGAAUGCCUUAGUUGAUAAUGUGAAUUGGGAGGCGUAUUCGAACGAUGCAAUCACUUUAGGAUUUGAAAACAGUUGCCACAGAGUGAGUGAGGGUGAUGAUGAUGAUGAUGGUCUAGGAUUAAGAAGCUCGACGUCGUUUAGGGGUGACCAUGAGCUAUAUUACGGUUCAAGAAAUUGUAAAUCGAGGCUUAUGUCUCCCCAAGAUUUAGGAGCCAUGGUUGGCAACAAAGGCUCUGCACACCGGAGGUCGUUGUGUGUUGAAGGGCCGGAUGCAGCACGCCCACUUGACCUCUCGAUGGUGUGUGACAGCAAAGCGUUGAGUGAGAGAUACUGCAAAGAUUAUGGUGACAAGUAUUUUGAGUUCACCAGUGCAACACCUUCAGGUGAUGGUGGGGCUUCAUGUAAUGAACCCGAUGAAGAAUUGAGGCAAGUCAAAAAGUGGCGUUUGGAGCUUGAUGUGAUGUCUAGAGGCACAGCUGCUGAUGGUCUAAGUUCUGCAGUGAGUCCGAGCUUGUCUGUUGGUGAUGCUCGAAAGGAACGGGCUAGUCAUGGAAUGUCGUUGUAUGCAAGUGAAGAUGUUGGUUUCAUGGAGUCCUGCCAUCAAGGAUGUGGCAUAGGCAGUUGUUGGUCAAGAGGUAGGAAAUUUAGAGAAGCUAGUCUUCUUCCUCAUGUCGAAGAACGGCCUCUUCUGUCAGAGGAUGCAACGGGGGUGCAGAGCAUCGACUCUAGGCACGAUUGUGAAGGGGUCAGUCCAUAUGUGGAAAGUCCAAGAAGCCUCUGCCAAAAGUUCAUGCCUAAAUCAUUUGGUGAAUUGAUAGGGCAAAACACAGUGGCUACCUCUCUAUUGGAUGCAAUCUCUAAGAGGCAGGUAGCUUCUUUAUACCUCUUCCACGGGCCACGUGGAACUGGUAAAACGUCGGGCUCAAGGAUCUUCGCUGCUGCAUUGAAUUGCCUCUCUCCCGACACUACAAGACCAUGCGGCGUGUGCAAGGAAUGUGGUUUGUUCUUUUCGGGUAGGAGCAGUGACGUGAAAGAAGUGGAUUCAGUGAGAAUCAACAAAGUGGAGAGGUGUUGGUUGCUCAUGAAGAAUGCUCGGCUCCCUCCUGUUUUCUCGCGGUUUAAGGUUUACAUCAUUGACGAGUGCCACCUUUUGCAGCGUGAAACGUGGGCAGCUAUUCUGAACGGCCUUGAGGAGAUCCCUCGACACGUUGUCUUCAUAAUGGUCACUCCUAAUCUUGAUAAGCUCCCACGCUGUACUCUAACAAAGUCCCAAAAAUACCAUUUUCAGAAGGUGAAGGAGGUUGACAUCACCAGCAAGUUGGGGAAAAUAUGUGUUCAAGAAGGUCUUGAGUUUGAUGAGGAUGCUUUGAACUUCAUAGCAACGAAAUCAAAUGGCUCGCUGCGUGAUGCAGAGAUGAUGCUCGAUCAACUGAGCUUGCUCGGAAAGAAGAUAACCGUUUCAUUGGUUCACGAAGUAAGUGGAGUCGUUUCUGAUGAUGAAUUGCUCGAUUUGCUGUAUCUGGCAAUGUCGUCUGAUGCCUCAAACACUGUUAGAAAGGCCAGAGAGCUAAUGGGUUCGAGAAUAGAUCCGUUGCAGCUCACAUCUCAGCUGGCAAGCCUCAUCAUGGACAUUCUUGCUGGAAAGUGUCCCUCCGAUGGAGUUUCGGAGAAGAGAAGGAAGCUUUUCGGAACAGAUAACUCUGAAGAUGACAUGAGGCAACUCAGUCACGCUCUAAAAAUACUGUCUCAAACUGAGAAACAGUUGAGGAUGUCAAACAACCAGAUGACAUGGCUGACUGUGGCUCUCCUCCAGCUGAGCUCUACAGCCACUUCAAACGAGGGGAGCGAUCCAAGGUUAAGCACGCGCUCAUUGCUCCCACAUGAUGGUGAUUUCCCGAGCUCAUCAUCAACGGGCGACAGUUUCAAGCGCUCCAUUGGAUGUGCUUGUGUGGAUGCUGAGUCUGCAAACACGGGCGCCAAGUAUGACAAGGAGACUCUGGAUUUGGUCUUGAUACGAGCUGCUGAAAUGUGCUCGUCUAGGUCCAUCAAGAAGUUCCUCCUCAAACGGGGGCGCUUGGCCUCUGUCCGCCUCACCCGAGGGAUAGCAGUGACAGAAGUUGCGUUUGAUCACCCCGACCACGCGUCUAGAGCUGAGAAGUCGUGGAAGGAGAUUGCUGGCGCGCUCCAGCAUAUACUGGGCUACAACGUGGAGCUCAGGAUAAACUCCGCUCAUGAUCAUGACUCCAGCAGAGAUGGGAAGUGGAAGAAACCGUGCCUCGGGUUGUUCAACUGCUCGCGCAGAGUGCCUUUUAGGUCCGGUAGCAAUGCUGAUUCGACUGUGAGAACCAGGGAUAAGUACGUGGAGACGUGCUCCACCGAGUGUAGUUCUCGGAUCUCGUGCUCUUGUUGCCACAGGAAGGAGCUGUUCAAGACCAUUCGGAGCAGCGAGGGAAACGCUUUGAGCAUUGAAGCUGGAGCUCAUCAAGAAUGCCGGACUUCAUGUAAACCACGUUCAAAGGAGCACUCGAGGUUUCAUUGCUGGAGAGCUGCCACAUUUCCUUUCCGGAAGGCAUGGCAGCUGCGGCAUCACCACCGCCACGAAGGGCUCGUCGACUACGCCCUGCACUGCGCCGCUGCAAAGUGACUUACCUUAGCAGCCAUUGCUGCUGCAGAUGAUGGCCAUGAAGAAAUAUUUUGACAUGUUUCGUAUGAUAAGCUACUCUUGUAGCAAGAAAUCUAACAAAGAAAGAAUGUAGCUAGGUAUCUUAAUCCAUGCAACAAUUGUACAACAAUGUCUAUUAUCUUCGCUUUUCUUAGAAAUCUCAUUCAAAAAGUUUAGAAUCGAAUAUAUAAAUUUAUCUUACAAUGCAUUAGUAUUAAUGAAUGGGUUUAUCAAGUAUUUACCCAAGUCCAUCUAGAUUUUAAGUCUACAAAAUA